AUGUCUCUACCUCCACGGACACUUCUACUGUCCCUCAUCAUCCUCUUACACUUUAGUGCUCUCACCUGUGCCGCGAAAGAAGGCCAGGCUGAGGGCGAGAGUGCCUGUACUAGUGAAGGUUCCACGGAACAGGGAUGUCCCAUCUCGGGCAAUUCCGAUUACUAUGGCUUGGGCGUUAGGAUGGGUAUCUACUCUCAAUGGAUGACGUCCUGGAUCGCGAACAACUUCCUGUGUGAAGAGAUCAUCGGUUCCCUCGAAACGAAUUCGAUCUUCCUCCUCGCAUUGUUUUCGACCGUGUUUUUUUACUCCGUACGGAAGGAUCAGAUCCGUGUGGUGGAUGUGCUGGUGAUCCAUCAGAUGUGCGUUGGGUUUUUGUUCAGUAUCAUGAGUCUUUGGGGAUAUCGGACGAUGUACUACAAAACCGAAGGCCCUGGUGGACGCCGCCAUUUUGGCGGCUUUGGUACCCAUUUUCGCCUCAUCCUCAUGAGCAUGAUCACCCUCUACGGGGUCUGGUUUUGGGCCAAAGGGAUCGAUGUCUUGUCACCGUGCGAUCGCCGAACAGCCUGCGGCGGCCUCCAAUUGUCCUUUUUCGGGCCACUGAGGGUUGAGUCCUGGGUGACUAGGGGUAUUAACCUGGCCAUGGCGAUAGUGGCGGCGUUGUACUAUGCUGUCAUGGCGAUUGUGGCCGGUAUUGCGGGCGUUGUGUAUGUAAUGAGGAAGUGGAAGAGGAAGGCGGACAACUGGGAGUUGAUCGAGCACCCGGACUCGGAUGUUUCGCUCAACAAGAGAGAGCUGACCAUCUGGUAUAUUUGCCUUUCUUCUUUCAAUAUGUUCUGGAUUGUGUCCUCCAUCAUCAACAUCGAGUUGACCCUCAGCUUGAAUCACAUGAGCAACGUCCUAGGAAAAUCUGCAGUCGUGGGAGCUGGUCAGUUGAUCCCGCUAGCCAUAGGAAUGAUCAGUCUUGUGCGAGUCCUUUAUGUGCUUGCACAGACGCGUGCGCCCUGGCUGCGAAAGAAAGAGGAUGAUGAUUGCGGCCCGCGUUCUCGCGGCGAUGGUGAUGAGAAAACCAUGAGCGGAUUGGGUCUCAACCCCUAUUCACCUGCUCCUCGGAAGGAACGGACUGAAGAUGCCGAAAAGUUUGCAGUGUUGGCGACAAUGCAACGACCCCCAACUCUCCCUGCCCUACCAGCAAGCAUCAGGCGUUCAGAGAAACGCACCCUCACACACCGCAUCCUCCUUGCCUGGCUCCCCUGGCUGAAUCUAUUCGAGUGGUCGAAAGAAUCCCUGACACCCCAACUAUUCCGCGAACCAACGAUUUUCGGCAACCACAACGCCAAAGAAAAAGAUUCAGAAGUCGGCUUUGAAGUUAUGGGGGCGAGAAAAAUGCAUUUGGAGAUGCGAGAUUCCCGACAGCGGAUGGGACAUAAUCGCCAGGAAAGUGCUGCCACGGACGAAAGUUCUAAUGCCGCUCUUCUCAGCUCGCCACCGCGACUGCUCCCGGGGCAGAGAGGGCUGCUGGGGCCGAUGGGCGACGACGAGGUGGAGAUGGUGGACCGGAAACCAUCAACGAUGCACCCCAAUUCUCCGGCCGCCGGUAUUUAUGAUGGUGACGGGUAUGAUGAAUACCUGAGCCACUGA
Molecule: messenger RNA, 1638 nt
Organism: Cladophialophora psammophila CBS 110553
Lineage: Eukaryota; Fungi; Ascomycota; Eurotiomycetes; Chaetothyriales; Herpotrichiellaceae
Exons: 4
Coding region: 1-1638 (545 amino acids)
Source: RefSeq, a predicted model, not a curated record